Messenger RNA from Capsaspora owczarzaki ATCC 30864, 873 nucleotides. RefSeq lists its product as hypothetical. Gene Ontology annotation, biological process: apoptotic signaling pathway. The record is from RefSeq and is a predicted model, not a curated record. The transcript is spliced from 2 exons. Gene Ontology annotation, cellular component: mitochondrion; membrane. Lineage: Eukaryota; Filasterea; Ministeriida; Capsasporidae. Bases 1 to 684 code for a protein of 227 amino acids.
AUGGCAUCCACCGAAACCGUUGCUGGCAGCGUUGCUGUCGCCGUUACUGCACUUCCAACGGUGGGCCUGGGUCUACUACAUGCAAUCGGAUUUGGCACCGGUGGCAUCGCUGCAGGAUCGAUCGCAGCUGGCAUGAUGUCCUCAGCGGCAAUUGCCAAUGGCGGAGGCGUUGCUGCGGGUUGCCUCGUCGCCACUUUCCAGUCGGUUGGUACAAUGUCAGCGGUCGCUGUAGCAGGCCCUGCCGCAGCAGUCGGUGGUGCCGUUGGCGCUUCGAUUUCACCUUCAAUGCCAUCACCCGAAGCCGCUGCAGCAGGCGUUGCUGGCGGCGUUGCUGGCGCGAUUUCUUCAAUUCCAAUGCUAUUAAAUGCGAUCGGAUUUACCGCAGAUGGCAUCACUGCAGGAUCGACCGCAGCCAGCAUGAUGUCCUCAGCGGCAACCGCAAAUGGAGGAAACAUUGCUGCAGGUAGCCUCGUCGCCGUUCUCCAGUCGGUUGGUACAAUGUCAGCAGCCGCUGUAGCAGGCCCUGCUGUAGUAGCCAGUGGUAUCGCUGGCGCUCUGGUGCUGGCGGCGAGCUACGUCUGGCGGCGAGGCGAUGCUGACACAGCCGCGGCCUCUCCAGCUCGUUCCGCAGAGGCGGAGGAGGUCGAGGCGGAAGAGGAGGUCGAGGCCUCUGUCCCGUCUUAGCCUGUCAAUCCUUAGCUCCGGCCGAGACUCAAGCAAGGCGAUAUUGUUGGCUGAAGUACUCCAAACGAAGUGCUUUUGUUUAUAUUUGUUUUUCUUGUCUUUUUUGAUUUUGUCGAUCUGUAGCUUUUCAGCUUCUUCCGUGUCCACCUUGUUAUCCAACCAACCUGCAAUCAAUCCAAUCCAAGCGUG